UCCGAGGGAGAUGUGCUCGAUGCACUGCAAGCUCAACGAAUCCCACCUGAGGCGCAGGCGUUGAGCGGUGUGCCGCUCGUUGAAUAUCUCAGGAAGAAUCAAAAACUGUUCGAGGUUGAACCAAACCCUGCAACCCACUACUACAAGAAGAUGCUGAUGGAUUUGGAAUUCAUCGAUCCGAUCCGACACAACUACGCGGCGCGAAGAGAGAGCGGGCUGUACAUUCAGAAAGUUUCGAUGGUCGAAUUCAAUGGGCCCAUUGCCCGUCACUCACUUACAUCCGUGAUCAAUCACUUUGUGGUGAGUAGAUUUUGGAUGAAUGUUACGGCUUGUAUUUGA
Molecule: messenger RNA, 339 nt
Organism: Ostertagia ostertagi
Lineage: Eukaryota; Metazoa; Nematoda; Chromadorea; Rhabditida; Trichostrongylidae
Source: the annotation of a GenBank genome assembly